Ostreobium quekettii is the source of this 2445-nucleotide messenger RNA. Lineage: Eukaryota; Viridiplantae; Chlorophyta; Ulvophyceae; Bryopsidales; Ostreobiaceae. The record is from the annotation of a GenBank genome assembly.
AUGUUCGUCGUCAAGCGCAACGGGCGCAAGCAGCCCGUCCAGUUCGACAAGAUCACCGCGCGCAUCCGGAGGCUGUCCUAUGGCCUGCACCCGGAGCUGUGCGACCCGGUUCUGGUUGCCCAGAAGGUGACGGCGGGAGUGUACAAGGGCGUCACGACCACCGAGCUGGACGAGCUGGCCGCGCAGACUGCGGCCUCCCUCACUUCCACGCACCCCGACUAUGCCAUUCUUGCAGCGCGAAUUGCGGUUUCCAACCUGCACAAGAAUACAGAGAAGUCCUUCACUGCAACAGUGAAGAAGAUGUAUGAGUAUGUCAACCCUAAGACAGAAGAAAGGGCACCAUUGAUUGCUGAAGACGUAUACCAUAUUGUCAUGGAGAAUGCCCAGAAGCUUGAAAAUGAAAUUAUUUACGACCGUGACUUCCACUACGACUACUUUGGGUUUAAGACUCUCGAACGCUCCUACCUGCUUCGGGUGAAUGGGAAAGUCGUGGAGAGGCCCCAGCAUAUGCUCAUGCGCGUGUCUGUGGGCAUCCACAAGACCGACUUGGAGGCGGCCAUACAAACCUACCACUUGCUGUCUGAGCGCUGGUUCACGCACGCCUCCCCCACCCUCUUCAAUGCAGGCACGCCCCAGCCCCAGCUCAGCUCCUGCUUUCUGGUCAACAUGAAGGAUGACAGCAUUGAGGGCAUCUACGACACCCUCAAGGAGUGUGCCUGCAUCUCCAAGCUUGCUGGUGGCAUCGGCCUGAACAUCCACUGCAUCAGGGCAACGGGGAGCUACAUACGGGGCACAAAUGGCACAUCCAACGGCAUCGUGCCCAUGCUGAGGGUGUUCAACGACACGGCAAGAUACGUCGACCAGGGCGGAGGCAAGAGGAAGGGCGCAUUUGCCAUCUACCUGGAGCCAUGGCAUGCAGACAUUUUCGAUUGGUUAGACUUGAGGAAAAAUCAUGGGAAGGAGGAGGCCCGGGCCAGGGAUUUGUUUUAUGGGCUGUGGGUGAACGACUUGUUCAUGAAGCGGGUGGAAGCAGACGCAAAAUGGAGUCUAUUCUGUCCACAUGAAGCCCCUGGCCUGGCAGAUGUGUGGGGCGACGAAUUCGAAGCACUCUAUGAGAGGUAUGAGGAUGAGGGACGCGCUGUGAAGGUAGUGAAGGCCCAACAGCUCUGGUUCGCCAUCCUGGAGGCCCAGGUCGAGACGGGCAACCCCUACAUGCUGUUCAAGGAUACCUGCAACAGGAAGAGCAACCAGCAGAACCUGGGCACCAUAAAGGGCUCAAACCUGUGCACAGAGAUCAUCGAAUACGUGUCCUCGGAAGAGACGGCUGUCUGCAACCUGGCGUCGCUGGCGCUGCCAAGGUUCGUGCGGGAGAGGGACGCCACGGUGGGCGGCGAGGCCAUGAGGCUUCUGGGGACCUUGAACGCAGACAACAGGUACUUCGACUUCCAGAAGCUGCGCGAUGUCACCCGCUCCGUCACUCGCAACCUCAACCGCAUCAUCGACGUCAACUACUACCCCGUGGAGACGGCGCGCCGCUCCAACAUGCGCCACAGGCCCAUCGGCAUAGGCGUGCAGGGUCUGGCGGACGCCUUCCUGCUGCUGGGCCUGCCAUUUGAGUCCCCCGAGGCGAAGCAGCUCAACAAGGAGAUCUUCGAGACGAUGUACUUCUCGGCGCUGGAGAUGUCCUGCGAGCUGGCCAAGGCGGAGGGGGCGUACGAAUCGUACGAGGGGUCUCCCGUGAGCCAGGGCGUGCUGCAGCACGACAUGUGGGGCGUGUCGCCGCCCAGCGACCGGUGGGACUGGGCCAAGCUGAGGUCGGACAUCGCCGCCCACGGAGUGCGCAACUCCCUGCUGCUGGCGCCCAUGCCCACCGCCUCCACGUCGCAAAUCCUAGGCAACAACGAGUGCUUCGAGCCGUACACGUCCAACAUAUACGUGCGCCGCGUGCUGAGCGGCGAGUUCACGGUGGUGAACCAGCACCUGCUGCACGACCUGGUGGCGCUGGGCGUGUGGAACAGCGACCUGAAGAACGAGCUGGUGGCCAGCAACGGCAGCGUGCAGCACCUGGCGGAGGUGCCUGAAAAACUUAGGCCUCUGUACAAGACAGUGUGGGAGGUGAAGCAGCGGGCGCUGGUUGACAUGGCAGCAGACCGAGGGGCAUUCAUCGACCAGAGCCAGAGCUUCAACGUGCAUAUGAGCGAGCCCAACUUCGGCAAGAUUACGUCUAUGCAUUUCUAUGCAUGGAAACAGGGCCUGAAGACAGGGAUGUACUAUCUCAGGACAAAGGCUGCAGCAGACGCCAUCAAGUUCACAGUUGACCAACAGGCCCUCAAGAAGAAUCGUGCUGCCAAUGGAGCCAAGGGCAAGUUGCAAGAAGCAGAGCCCAGGAUGCCGCUGACUUGCUCGCUGGAAAACAAGGAGGGCUGCCUGUCAUGUGGUGCAUGA